GUUGCAUCAAAUGGUUGAAAGGUCAUACUGAUACUAUCAGCGGUGUAAUGUACAAUUGCAAAGAUGAGCACCUAGCUUCUAUUAGUCUUAAUGGGAAUCUUAUACUUCACAACCUUGCUUCUGGUGCAAAGGCUGCUGAACUCAAGGAUCCAAAUGGGCAGGUUUUGAGAGUGCUUGAUUAUUCUAAGAUUAGCAGGCACUUAUUGGUGACAGCUGGUGAUGAUGGAUCUAUCCACCUGUGGGAUACAACUGGUCGCAGCCCCAAGGUUUCUUGGCUAAAGCAGCACUCUGCACCAACUUCUGGUGUUAGUUUCUCACCAUCAAAUGACAAGCUUGUUAUGGGAUUCCGGUUGGCGCUUGGCUGGUACUUUUUCUAUGAUUUUGAUCGGGUUUUUGUCGCCUGA
Capsicum annuum is the source of this 404-nucleotide messenger RNA. RefSeq names its product protein NEDD1-like. The coding region runs from base 48 to 404 and encodes 118 amino acids. Gene Ontology annotation, molecular function: gamma-tubulin complex binding; protein binding. The record is from RefSeq and is a predicted model, not a curated record. Lineage: Eukaryota; Viridiplantae; Streptophyta; Magnoliopsida; Solanales; Solanaceae. Gene Ontology annotation, biological process: cell plate assembly; regulation of microtubule nucleation; regulation of phragmoplast microtubule organization. Gene Ontology annotation, cellular component: kinetochore microtubule. The transcript has 4 exons.